Molecule: messenger RNA, 1020 nt
Organism: Phaeodactylum tricornutum CCAP 1055/1
Lineage: Eukaryota; Bacillariophyta; Bacillariophyceae; Surirellales; Neidiaceae
Product: alcohol dehydrogenase
Exons: 1
Molecular function (GO): zinc ion binding; oxidoreductase activity
Source: RefSeq, a predicted model, not a curated record
AUGAAAGCAGCCAUCUACAGAGACUUUGGGGGGCAAAUAUGCGUUGAGGAUGUUCCCAUUCCUCAGAUCGCUAGUGACGGAAUUUUGGUUCAAGUCAAGGCUACGGGCGUCUGUCGCAGUGAUUGGCACGGAUGGAAAGGACACGAUGGAGAUGUACGACAUCACGGUCUGCCUUUUUGUCCUGGUCAUGAACUCAGUGGAAUAGUUGUCAAAUCGGGCCCAAACGUUUCCAAUCUAUUAGUCGGCGAUAGAGUUGUUGCACCGUUUAUAUUGAGUUGCGGAUCAUGCCACUACUGUGACAAUCAUCGGUCCACCGUUUGUUUGAAACAAGAACAGCCAGGAUUCACAUUCUGGGGAUCCUUUGCAGAGUACGUAUCGAUUCCGCGAGCGGACUGGAAUGUGAAGAAGUUACCGAACAACGUUUCCUUUAUCCAGGCAGCCGCGUUGGGUUGCCGGUUUACUACAGCCUACCGAGCCGUGCUCCAGCAAGGUAGAUUCCAGGCUGGUGAAACUAUUGCUGUUUUUGGGUGUGGGGGUGUGGGUUUGUCCUGUGUAAUGAUUGCUGCCGCAAAAAAAGCACACCGUAUUAUAGCGGUUGAUGUGUCAAAACGAGCACUAGAAAAGGCCAAAGAUCUGGGCGCAACCCACGUGAUCCUUUGCAAUGACAAUACGCAGGUCCGAAACGAGGUUAAAGAAUUGGGCCCAGUGGGUGAUGGAGCCGACGUCUGCAUUGACGCCGCUGGGUUCCCGUCAAGUUGUGAAAAUGCCGUGCACUCUACUCGUCGUGCCGGUCGCAUGGUGCAAGUGGGUCUACCGAUUGGCGACGUCUCACCAAACAUACCCAUGGGACUAGUUGCAGGAUGGGAGAUCGAGAUUUUGGGCUCUCACGGCUUUGCAGCAGACAAUUUGUGUUCAUUGUUGGAGAUGAUUUCUAAUGGCUCGUUGAAUCCAGGCAAUCUGGUCGAAAAACAAGUGAGCUUAGCGGAAGGAGCACAAUCGCUGAUAGACAUGGACCAUGGA